Molecule: messenger RNA, 6812 nt
Organism: Spodoptera litura
Lineage: Eukaryota; Metazoa; Arthropoda; Insecta; Lepidoptera; Noctuidae
Product: voltage-dependent calcium channel subunit alpha-2/delta-3
Cellular component (GO): voltage-gated calcium channel complex
Molecular function (GO): voltage-gated calcium channel activity
Source: RefSeq, a predicted model, not a curated record
CCUACCUAUCCACACUAACGUUCACGCUACAACCAUGAAAAUUAACUUUAUAGUCCUCAUAUUUUUCGUACAUUAUUCACAAACUGUGAAAAUUAAAUCAAAAAACGGUACAAUAAAUAAAUCUGACGAUGCCAUUAAAAAAUAUUUGGAAAAACAUGAAGAAGUCUUGCUAGAAGUUACUAAGAAUAAAAGUGAAGUUAAACCUGUAACAAUCACUGAUGUUGUUAAUGCGAAAAUAGUGCCCGUUGCAGCCAAGAAAGCGAAAGCGCCUCCCAAAAUGAUACCACCAGACAUAAUUCAAGACUGGGCAAAUGAGAUUUCACAAAAAUUGUACGAAAACGAAGCGAUUGUGGUGCGUAGAGAAGUGCUUCUGAAAAGUUUUUCUGAUAUAAAAAUAAAAAUACGCAACGGUACUGCUAUCGUUCACAAAAUGGCUGAAGAUUUAGAAGAAUUGUUAUCGAGGCGAGCUCAUGCUGCUGAAGAAAUUAUGCGACGAGCAGAAGAGUUAGCAACAAUGGAAGCUGAACCAGAUGACAGCUACACUUUCGAUUACAGCGUAGACUUAGAUAAAGUAAAGAAGAAGAUUGAGCAAAGCGAUUUAGAAGAGAACCAAGAACCACUCAGCUGUAGGAAUCUGCGUAAAAUCAAACUCAAAAACAGUAAACAUUUCGAUGCUGACGUAUCGUUAGACUAUUCCAGUGUCCAUGUUUCAGCAGAAGUUUUUGACUGUGCCCCGAAUGUAAAGGAACACCUCUUUUGGUCUGAAGGCUUGCUUUCAACUUUCCAAAAAAACUAUGCUCAAGAUUCGUCCAUGGACUUUCAAUACUUUUGCAGCGCUCAAGGAUUUCUGAGGCACUAUCCUGCGGCACUAUGGGAAAGCAUGUAUAAGUUAAAAUACACCGAAAAAGACUCAGAUAAAGUGUACGACUGUAGACUACGGCCCUGGUAUGUGAGUGCAGGUGGCGCUCCCCGUGAUGUAUUAAUACUUCUCGAUGCGUCAGGAUCUAUGGAGAACUCCUCGAACCAAGUCAUCGCGGAACAAUUCACACUGGCACUGCUCAGCGCGCUUACAGACGACGACAGAGUGAACGUGUUACGUUUCAAUGUUAUCAUAGAAUCACCAAUUAGCUGUUUCAAUGAAAAACUGGUCUCAGCAAAUCAUGUCAACACAGCCGCAAUGAUGGCUGCCAUGAAUAACUAUAAAAUGACGAACGAGACUUUAAUGGCCGACGUUUUAGAAUCUGCAACACGACUGUUACAACGACAACGUUCGACGCCAGACCGGCCGAAAGCCUGUCAGCAAGCAAUUGUGUUACUGACUGACAGUCUCUACGACAACUAUACGCAUUUGAUGAAACAUCUCGACCCCGGGGGAAAUAUUAGAGUGUUCGUGUUAUGGCUGCACGAUGUCUUUGGUCUCCGGGAUAACACACGCACCUAUGGAGAAGGUCUAAGCUGUGAACGUGAUGGUUACUUCGCGGAGCUCAUCACACCGUUUGACGUCACACAACAAGUCCUGAAGAUCCUACAAGUCCUGGAGCGGCCUCUAGUUUCGCAGAGGAAUCAAAGGCUGACAGUCUUCAGUGACGUCUACGCACAUGUUGAGGAUCCUAGAAGGGGCGAGUUGUAUUGGAAAGCCAAGGAGAAUAAAGAACAGUUGAACAGAUAUAAAGACUUGAGACGAAACAAAAAGCAGUUGCUCAAUAGCACACAACUUUAUAAAGACUGGAUGUACCAAGUUAAUUAUAAUAGAUAUGGGCAUUAUUAUGAAGGAGAGGACUUGAACUAUAGAUUGCAGAUCAGCGUUUCGGUUCCAGUGUUCGAUUACAUUACUAGCGAAAAUAUUACCAAGAAACUUGAUGAGGAAAAACAAAGGAAUUCCACUAGAACGUACCCGGUUAACCGGCUUCUAGGAGUGGCUGGAGUAGACAUCCCUAUCGAUCAUUUGAAACUAAUCCUCCCUUAUCACCAGAUUGGUGCCGGGGGAUCUCUAAUCCUGGCUGAUCACCGGGGCAAUAUAGUCAUACACGAUAAUGUACGGCACACAUUCGAUGGCGACAUUUUAAAACCAGGAUAUCGCACCGUUGACCUCUUGGAUCUAGAACAACCAGCUGAAAAUCAUAAACCGCGGUAUUAUCCCCAAGACUGGGUGAAGUUCCGUAGGACGCUGAUAAUAGAUAAAGACAGCGGUAAUGUUACGAUGUAUGGUAAAGGUAUUUAUGACGAUGGAAUGCGAGCUAUUUUGGAAAAUCGUCAAUACUACUGGAAGAGAGUACUGAACCAUUACACUGCGAUAGUGGUGCUGCCCCUCAACAAUAGAGUGCACGCCGUACCCGACGCUAGAUUCACCAAGGAACUAGCUGCAGAGGCAUGGAAAUCACUGUCCAGGACGGACUACGCAGUGAACCCUGAUUGGUUAUACUGUCGUCACAUCGAGCCACACUUCGAGACGCGUGAGGCGGAGGUGCGUCACUUCGUGAAGCGUCGCAGCGAUGAGGCGAACUUCCCGAUGCAAAAACUGAAGUACCUCUUCAGCCCGAUACCGCCUUCUCUAUUCGAGAAGACUUAUCAAUGUAACGAGGACCUGAUGGCUAAAUUCUGCAAGGAAGCUAUCGCGACAGAUCAGUGGGCGCGCGAGCAUGAAGAGCCGGACACCGAGAGAGAUUGCUCCACCUGCGAGCUCGGCUCCACCACCGCAUUCUUCGCCAGUGAGAGCGGUCUAACCCGUUGGCAGCAGUACCAUGCAACAAGCGCGCACGCACUCCCUCCCUCAGGCUCCUGGUGGCCGCGAGGACCUGCGGAGUCGUGGUACAGGCGCGCCGCCGCGUCCCCAGACACACUCAUCAUACAUGCUCCUGUAGAACCUAUUGGAAAGAUGCGCGUUUCGAAAACACGCCCACCACCUUACACUAUACGAUCAGAAUGGCUGACCGCAGCGCGGACACUGGGGUCCGCAGAGCACGGCAUUAUAGGAGUAGCGGGAUAUCACUUCCAUCCACAACACCUCAUCGAUCUACUAGAAUCUGUUACUAACUUCCCAUGUCCCGAAUGUGAAGAUUAUCGAGCUCGUUGCGAUGGAGUGACCUGGUCAUGUGUGUUGAUAGACGAGUACGGCUGGAUAGUGGCCAGGGAGGGCCGCAACCUCACUGAAGAGCCCGAUGAGCCUCUUCGGGAACACUUUGCCUCCGUCUUCCCAAUGGCCAUGAAAGCAUUACUCAAUGCCAGUGUGUUUGAAAUGAAUUGGAUACACGACUACCAAGGAGUUUGCUUCCCCCCCGAAGAUGAACCUCUAAAUUCCGCCAUGACUUUGAUGCCGUCCAUUCUAAGGUCACUGUGGCGGUCAGUAGGCAUUAUACUUCGUGUUACUCAGGAGAUGAUCACUCUCAUUGCCGUACUUAGUUCUAGUUGUGUAACACUAGUGUCGGGGGACACGGAGCAAGAGAAACAGAAACGCAAGAAGCGACUGUGGCGAGACUACGAACGAGAGAAGUACGAGACUUUAUAUGAUGAUCGCGUACUCGUGAAUAGAACAAGAUUCGCUGCCUGUGAUAGAUCUAGGGUGCUCUAUCUUUUACAGAAUACCACAACAGCGCAAAAAGCUCUAAAGAGACCUCCGCAGCCAUGUAGUUGGCCUCUAGUGGCGGCGCGGGUACCAAAGACCAAUCUGCUGUUGGUGGCUGUGUAUAACAAUUGCCCGUUCAGGGGUAAACCUGUUAACGACCCUCUUAUUAAUGAACAGUACCUGGAAGUGGACCCAGACGUGAAAGGGUUCCGACAGAGUUCAGCAAGCAAGCUGGCAUGCUGGCGCAACAGAGUUCCACUGCCAUCGCGCCCGCCGCAUGUCAAGUGCUACCAGCAUAACUACGCACGUGAAGCAGGCUACAGGCAAUGCGGUCCCUGGCUGCCCGACCCAGAGGAAGAAGACGCAGCUUCCAACAUCACAACAUCAAAGACAAUGCUCGCUAUCAUACUCAUCAUGUUCCUCAUCAAACAACUACAGCAACAGCUAUAAAACAAACAAAUAAAACAACACCAACACAUUUCCAUUAACUUGUUUAUUUCAUAAUUUAAAACAAAGAUAUUUGGUUCGGAAAUGAUUGUAAUACUGGAGACCUGCAAACGUCACCAAUUUCAUGACGUCACAUUGAAAUUUAAAAUUAAGUCAAUUGAAUGAUUGAAUGAAUGGAAUGUUAACAAAUCGGUCAAAGCUGUCAUGUUCACUAGAGCUCAGAAGAUAUAGUAAAAUCAAGUUAAUCGAAUCAUUGUAAUCGAUAUACUUUAUCGAUAGUUACGGCAUCAGUGAACAAUCACAGCUAUCUUCCGGAAAAGAUAAUUAUUAUAUGAGUUACAAUUUUAAUAAAUUAGACGAAAACAUUAUAACUAUUGAUGCCUAUCUAAUAAAUUAAAUGUUAAUCAACAGUUACUCUCGAAUUUAUUGCUUGUUGCGUAACAAAUGUGAAAUAAAUGUCAUUGAAUCAUUGUGUUUUUUAAUUCGUUUCUUUUACAAAACAUCCAUUAAAAACUCCAGACUAUGCGUUGCGAAAGACGUCAGCCUUUCGUUCCUACUUCGCCAUUUUUUGGUGUUACAUAACAGAUGUUAAGUUUUGAAAUAUUAUUGAAAAUAUUAGUUUCCCUAGGACAAAUGAAAUAAAUAAAUCAAAGUUAUCGUUUAAACGUCCUAACUACAGAUACUUGCAUCCCCAAUAUGAUGAACGAGCAAGCACUGUUGCUGCCAAUGUUCCGUUAUUUUACCACUAAAUAUUAUACACGUGCUAUUUAACUUACAACCCUGAAAUUCAGACUAUUUAAUGUUCUAUUUUCUUUCAUACGAUCUGCCUACAAACAUUUUCAUGAAAUAAAUAACACGGCGAUGUUAGAAAAAAAGGGGUAAAAUAUUAAUUUCUUAUUAAUUAUACUCUAAAGACAUCUUAUUAAUACGAAUAAUCUUACUGCUCCAUAAUCUUAUUAGACAAAAAUAUAGUUUAGCUAGAUAUUCUUGUAUUACUUCUUUAUAUUGAACUUUAAUAUCUCAAGUUGUAAGUCAACUGGUAUCUUUAAUAUAUUGAGCUUGAACAUCUACACUGCGACCUCUAUCACACUAUAUGAUAACAAUCACAUUUUCAUUUACUUAGCUUUCUCUUUGGUUAGACUUAGAACAUUCCACUAAUAAUCCAUUUCAUCGAAUGUAUUGCAAAUAACUGUAUUUAUAAAACAAUUAAUUAUAAGAAAUCUACAUUUGAAAAGUUCGAAUCUAUUUUUUUAGAAUUUGACGCAUCAAUCAAUUUAAGAAACGCUACUCUGUGUAGUACGGUCCACAUGUACUGAGAUGUCCUAGCGUGAAUGACGCAAACACGAAAUAGAAUAAACACAAAACCUUUCAAGUGCUUGUUGAAAUCAUGAACUCAGUAAAAAAAAGUAGGCUUUCAACGGAAAUUAUGCGUCAGACGAGUCAACUUGUACCUUUACAUUUUCUGGAGUUUCUAAAAGUACUUAAACCAUUUAUCCAGUUUCAUAGCCUCAACCAACACCUUUACUUGCGUUAAUUAUGACAUAGACGUUACACGAAGCCACAAAACACAGUACAUGUAGAACGCACUACACAUUACAUUUAUUUCGAUGAUACUAAAAUAUAUCGCACUAGAUCUGCAUUACAAUCGCUAGCAGAAACCUAGAAAGUACUACCAUAAAUGAAAAAUUACAAAUAAACUGUAAAAUUAAUGCAGAUCUAAUACUAAAGUACUUAAGAGUAAAGGUUUGCCGUUCUCUUAGAUUUAACAUCAAAUGUCAUCUGUAUUGCAGUGUAAGGCAUUUUAUUGAUCAGAGCAUUUCAUUGCGCAAUGACGUCACAAUCUUACUUCGUACUAUUGACAAUAGAGGAGAGCUGAAGAUGGAAAUAUCAGCGGGAAAAUAAGUACACCUAAUGUAGCCUUGUCUAGAAGUAACAAAGAUUCGAAACAAAUUGUCUGCGGUGUUUAUUCCUGGAACGGGUGAGUAGACAUAUUUAUUGUAACACCAAUUUUCGACAGUUUAUAUUCCCAUGUAAUAUAAAGCUAGCUAGUCUAUUGCUAACUAGCUCGACACUCGUGCAAAAUAAUUCCAGACUGACAAUCAGACAGUGGCAUCAUUGUAUUCUGUAUUCUAAUUUAAAAGAAACAAGGUCUAAUCUUCCUUGUACGAAGUAGAUUGUACGGAGUAGAUUGUAACACCACGCUUGUAACAUACAAUAUUUAUAACACUACAAACUUCUGUCAGUUCUUUUUUGGCACUAUGUAACCUAUGAAAAUGUUCAAAACUAGUUCUUUGAUUUAUAUUUGAACAGGAAAUUUCGAUCAAUUUGUGACAAUCCUAUUAUAUUAAUAAAAUACUGUCAUUAUUAAAUAGAUAUACUUAUAUCUAAUGUCAAAUUAUAUUUCAACGAAACUGUAAUAAUUUUUGGUUUAGUAUAAUAAAUAAACAACGAAGAGUUCAACAUACCGUUUUGGCCGUAGUUUAAUGUCAGUAAAAAAAAAUGAAGCUGUAUUGCACAAUUUCGAAUUGAAACCUGGUUAAACAAGCCAAUUUAUUCGUAAACCGACAGCUGCCUUCUUUCGUACGAGAUUUCCAAACGCCACGGCCAACACAAUACACAUACAAAUUAAUUAUAAAACACAAUAUACAUAAAACAACAAAUCUUUGGUAUUUAAUACAUAGGCGAAGUGUAUUAGGCAACAAAUGUUAAUUCAUUAUUAACAAAAGAACACAUUACAUGUGCAAACAAUACAUAAAAAUAAAGAAAACACUAGUAUAUGGUGCACAUUUGUAAAAUAAACUUA